AUGACGAUCUGCACGGCACACCGCCUCCAACGGCGCGCUACCGACAAUCCGGCAACUAUAAUUGGUGUAUUCCUUUACUGGAGUGACCGCGAAGCUUUCCUGAAGGCUCGCCCAAAUCUACGUGGCUCCAAGAUGAGCGUCAGAACGGAUCUACCACCAGAGCUAGAGAUGAAGAGAGGGGCAUUAGCACACACAGCGUACGAGAUCCGCCGUGAUGAAAAGAUACAAACAAGAUUGCGAGAAAACGGUGUCGACAUCUGGGGCAUGACGUAUUCAUACACGAAUAUCAGCGACGUAAAGGAGGGCACAAUCGUCAAUGUGUGGGGCGUUGUGAAGUACUACAAACCACCUCAGCGCAGCAGGGGAUCAGAUGUUCAUAUGAUGCUUUCCUUGGUCGAUCCUUCCUGCAUUGAUGCGGGCAAAUUGAAAUGCAGCCUGUUCUGUCAAAACGAGGAAGCCCUACCCAAGGUCACGGAGGUCGGCCAGAUUGUGAGAAUGCAUCGAGUCAAGACUCCCUGUGUUUCCUUACAGAUUAGCAUGUUUAACCACAACGUUCAGGCGCAGACCGGGGUCGGGUUUGCAUGUCUUGUAUUCACUAGUGGGGUCGACACACCGGUCGUGCCAGAGACGGGGAGCCAGACUUACACACUAGGUGACGCGGACAAAGAGAAGGUGAAGCAACUCAGGCGCUGGUAUGCAGAUGUGAGAAAUAAAGUGAAUGAUA
Messenger RNA from Priapulus caudatus, 724 nucleotides. RefSeq names its product protection of telomeres protein 1-like. Gene Ontology annotation, biological process: regulation of telomere maintenance via telomerase; telomere capping. Lineage: Eukaryota; Metazoa; Priapulida; Priapulimorpha; Priapulimorphida; Priapulidae. The record is from RefSeq and is a predicted model, not a curated record. Gene Ontology annotation, cellular component: chromosome, telomeric region; nuclear telomere cap complex. The transcript is spliced from 5 exons. The annotation marks the transcript as partial. Gene Ontology annotation, molecular function: telomerase inhibitor activity; G-rich strand telomeric DNA binding.